Chinchilla lanigera (long-tailed chinchilla) is the source of this 3647-nucleotide messenger RNA. RefSeq names its product sialic acid acetylesterase (gene Siae). Gene Ontology annotation, molecular function: sialate O-acetylesterase activity. NCBI's taxonomy places the organism in Eukaryota, Metazoa, Chordata, Mammalia, Rodentia, Chinchillidae. Bases 21 to 1676 code for a protein of 551 amino acids. The record is from RefSeq and is a predicted model, not a curated record. The transcript is spliced from 10 exons. Gene Ontology annotation, biological process: carbohydrate metabolic process.
AGAGGGCGGGGUCGGUGACCAUGGCCCCGCCCACCCACAAAGACCCUGCCCAAAGCCCAGCAAGCCCCGCCCCUCCAGGCACCGGUCGCAGCUCCCGAGCUGCGGACACCGCACGCGGAAGUAUGGUCGCCCCUGGAUCUGUGCUUGGGCUGGUGCUCCCUUUAAUCCUGUGGGCGGACAGAAGUGCAGGUAUUGAUUUCCGCUUUGCUUCAUACAUUGAUAAUUAUAUGGUGCUUCAAAAGGAACCAGCUGGAGCAGUGAUCUGGGGCUUUGGUAUACCUGGAGCCACGGUGACAGUGACCUUGUGCCAAGGUCAGGACACCAUCAUGAGGAAAGUGACCAGUGUGAAAGCACCCUCUAACACCUGGAUGGUGGUACUGGAUCCUAUGAAGCCUGGUGGACCUUUUGAAGUGAUGGCACAACAGACUUUGGGGCCAAUGAACCUUACCUUGAGAGUUCAUGAUGUAUUGUUUGGAGAUGUCUGGCUUUGCAGUGGGCAGAGUAACAUGCAGAUGACUGUUUUACAGAUAUUUAAUGCUACAGGGGAGCUGUCCAACACUGCUGCCUACCAGUCUGUCCGCGUCCUCUCCGUCUCUCUCACUGAGGCAGAGGAGGAGCUGGAGGAUCUCAACGCAGUUGACUUGCCGUGGUCGAAACCCACCAAAGAAAACUUAGGCAACGGAUACUUCACGUACAUGUCAGCAGUAUGCUGGCUCUUCGGGCGUUACCUAUAUGACACUCUGCAGUAUCCCAUUGGGCUGAUCUCCUCCAGCUGGGGUGGGACACCCAUUGAAGCCUGGUCAUCAGGAAGGUCACUGAAAGCCUGUGGAGUCCCUACAAAAGGGUCCACUGCACAUGAUGCUGAAAGUGGCCCCAGUGGGCACUCUGUGCUCUGGAAUGCUAUGAUCCAUCCACUACAGAAUAUGACUCUGAAAGGGGUGGUAUGGUACCAGGGGGAGAACAAUAUAAAUUAUAACAAGGACCUGUACAAUUGCACGUUCCCUGCGCUCAUUGAAGACUGGCGCCAAACUUUCCACCGUGGCUCCCAGGGACAGACGGAGCGUUUCUUUCCAUUUGGAUUUGUCCAGUUAUCUUCGUAUUUGUCUACGGACAACGCAGAUGAUGGAUUUCCUCAGAUCCGCUGGCAUCAAACAGCAGAUUUUGGCUUUGUCCCCAACCUGAAGAUGCCCAAUACUUUCAUGGCUGUAGCUAUGGAUCUCGGUGACAGGGACUCACCUUUUGGCAGCAUCCAUCCCAGGGACAAACAGACUGUGGCUUAUCGGCUGCACCUGGGGGCCCGUGCUGUGGCUUACGGUGAGAAGAAUUUGACCUUUCAAGGACCACUGCCUGAGAAGAUAGAACUCUUGGCUGACAAGGGGCUGCUCCAGCUUAUAUAUUACCAGAGAAUCCAGGUGCAGAGGCAGGAUAAGAAGAUAUUUGAGAUCUCAUGCUGCAGCGACCGUCAAUGCAAGUGGCUCCCAGCUCCCAUGAACACUUUCUCCUCCCAGACCUUGACCCUGAGUAUCAGCUCUUGUCCUGGCACUGUGGCUGCUCUUCGCUACGCCUGGACCACAUGGCCUUGUGAAUAUAAGCAGUGUCCCCUUUACCACCCCAGCAGUGGCCUGCCAGCCCCUCCCUUUAUUGCUUUCAGUACAGACCAGGCUCCUGGACAUUAAAGCUGCCCAAUGACAGCUGCUGUACGGUCAGAUCUUAGAUACAGGGGGAGGUGGGUUUUGGCAUUUAGGAGUUUAAAUGAUGACAACUGUUGCUUUAAAGGAAAUUGAUAGAAAGCCUCCCCGAACAGCUCCCAGCUAGCACGUGGCUGUAUAAUCUGAGAUAAACCAGGGUCAGCAGGUAACUUGGAAUACUUGCCUUUGCCCCCUCACUAGUCUAAGCCUAAAAACUGGACUAGUUGUGAACUAUAACCAAAUUGGACCGCAUCAUAUACCACCCUCAUAUCAAUGGGAAUGAGGUGUCUAACUUUUGCCCCUUUUCCUCUAGAACUGUGGAACCUCACAGUUAGAAGAGGGUUUAAAAGCCAUAGAGGCUGAUUAGUGUUUCCCGUGUCCUUUGCCAAUUUUUUGACAAGUGGUUAUUGUGUAACAAGUUUCUCAAGCUUCCAAAGGUUUUUCUUCAGGCGGAACUGAAAUCUUUCAUGAAAUUUUACUACAUGUGUCUUCCAGAUAACUGAAGACAGACAUAUUGGUAUUUUCCUUAAGCCCAAAACAAUUGUAUUCCUUCAGUCUAAAUAAUGAUGUUUAAAACAAACGAACCAAUUCAAGGCCAGCCUGGGCUACAUAGUGAGUUCAAGGCCUGGCUGAACUAUAUAGUGAGACCCUGUCUCAAAAAAGUAAAAACAAACCAACUAGGUCCAAGCAAGCACAUUGCGGGGGCGGGGGGGGGGGCAAGGAUCUGCCUUAAGGCAGGCACUCAGGUGGCUGCAGUGAGGGGUGGGAGCAAAGUUGGAUUACAGGUUUAGGGAAAUAUGACAGUGGUGGUAACUAAGGAAAACUGUCAUUAGAGUUAAAUAUGUUUCAGGCCCUUUCAAAUCAAAAGACUGGGCCAGGGAUGUAGCUUAGUGGCAUAGCACCUGCCUGGCAAGUGUGAAGUCCUGAAUUCGAUUCCCAGUUACCCCUGGAAAAAAGUCAAAAGACAUAAGGAUAAUCCACAUAGAAGAAAAAAGGCUGAAAGUAAAGCUACACAAUAAGCUUAUACAAUAGUGCACAUGAGACAAAUGUGAAAGAGGCUUUUAUCUAUACUAAUUAAGAAUCAUAAUGCAAUUUACUAGUUGGUUAAAAACAGCUGAUGACCCUUGAAAACUCAGAAGUUGGAAAUAAAAGCAUUGUGACUUGUGAUGUUUACAUAUUUGUGUCAUCAAAACUGUGGUAGGAUUAGCGUGUUUGAAGCAUGGGGAAUGAAUAAGAAUGUUAUCUCUCUGGAGCUUUUAUCCCUUGGAUGUGAAAAACGAGACCUAAAGCAGUGAGCAUCGCUCUCUGCACCCUCACGGGUUCUGGUGUGGUGCCAAACAGCAGGAAGAGCUUUAUCAGUGAUACUUAGUAAAAAUAUCUGGAAACAAGUCUUGUGUCCUGCAAGGAACUUCAAGAACUACCUAGUGUACAGUUAACUCCUAAUGACUACACUUUUACCUCUUCAUGCAUCUGGCCUCACAGGAAUCACGAACCUAGUAAGUUUCCUGAGAAGAGGUAAAUCUACCUGUCCGCCCCGCUCCCAAUUCCAUUAAGCAUAUACCAAGGGCUGUUCUAAUUUGGACGCAGCUAGAAGCAGCCAAGAACUCUAAGCCCAUGUUCCUGUACCACUUAUUUCUAGAUGUCCCCCCUAAAACCUCAGGCAUUCACAGGUGGGGCUUUUGCGAGUGAUUGGAUCAUGGGGGUGUGAUAUGCAUGAGAUUAGUCCCCUGGUGAGUUUAGAGCUAAAUGUGAUGUUGGGAGGCACCUGCUCUGAGGAGGCGGGUCACUGGGCGUGGCCUGGAAGAGCCUCCCUCCCGCCUCCUCUCUUUGUCUUUCUCUGCUUCCUGUCUGCUUUGCCAGGAGCUGCUUCUCUUCUGCCAUUCCACCCGACUUUGGAGCCAGCCCACUAUGGGCUGAAACCUCUCAAGCUGUGAGCCAAAUAAACCUUUCCUCCGUCAA